Molecule: messenger RNA, 1228 nt
Organism: Diospyros lotus (date-plum)
Lineage: Eukaryota; Viridiplantae; Streptophyta; Magnoliopsida; Ericales; Ebenaceae
Product: serine acetyltransferase 1, chloroplastic-like
Exons: 1
Coding region: 84-944 (286 amino acids)
Cellular component (GO): cytosol; cytoplasm
Molecular function (GO): L-serine O-acetyltransferase activity
Source: RefSeq, a predicted model, not a curated record
CGACUCUCGCUUCAAUUAAUCUCCAUCUCUCUUUCCAUACUUAAUUGCCUCCAUCGAUCGCCAUAUCCCUCUCUGCUCAACUUAUGAUGGCAGCCGUUCCUACCGACCAUUCUUCAAGUUUUAGCUGGUGUAGCUCAGUUCAUCAUUUGCAUUCUCAGAAGUUGGAUUCUUCUUCAAAAAUCAUUCGGAAUGAAGAAGAAGAAGAAGAAGAAGAAGAUCGCAUAUGGAUCAGAAUACGCGGGGAAGCCAUCUCGAAUGUUGAGCAAGAGCCCAUUUUAUCCGAAUACUACCACUCCUUGAUUCUGUCACAUAAAUCCCUAGAGAGCGCACUGGCAAAUCAUUUGGCAACCAACUUGAGCAAUUCAAGCCUUUCUAGGGAUGCCCUUUAUGAGGUUCUAUUGGGUCUGCUCGAGCAAGACCGCGACACUAAAAGAGCCAUCAGAGAUGAUCUCAGAGCUGUGGAAGAGCGUGACCCGGCUUGCCAAAGUUUCCUUCACUGCCUCUUAAAUUUCAAGGGAUUCCUAGCGCUGCAAGCUCAUAGGGCGACACAUAAACUGUGGUCACAAGGCAGGACGGCAAUGGCACUGCUAAUCCAAGCCCGGGUUUCCCAGGUUUUCGCAGUUGACAUCCACCCGGGAGCCAAGAUAGGACGAGGGAUAUUACUCGAUCACGCCACCGGAAUCGUGGUCGGAGAGACGGCCGUGGUCGGAAACAAUGUCUCAUUUCUGCAUAAUGUGACUUUGGGGAGUACAGGCAAGGUUUCAGGGGACAGACACCCCAAGGUUGGCGAUGGGGUUCUCAUAGGAGCAGGGGCUAAGGUUUUAGGCAAUCUUAAAAUUGGGGCGGGUGCUAAGAUUGGUGCGGCUUCGGUGGUGCUUGAGGAUGUUCCUCCACAAGUCACAGCUGUUGGAAAUCCUGCCAAAUUAAUUCUACCAAAGAUGUAAAUUUAGUGUAAUCGAGUAAUGGUAGUAGCAGUAGUAGUUGGAAAGCUGUUUAAAUUUGUUAUUUAAUAAAAUAUUCUAUUUCUGUAUUUGAAAUAAAUAAAUAAAUAAAAGUAUUUUACACUCCAUUACUUUCUAUGCCUUUUUUCUCAAAUAAGGAAAGAAAAUUUUCUAUCCAUUUGUCUUAUUUCAUUCUAUUACCAAAUCGCUCCAUAGUACGUUGCCUUAGGGGUGUUGUUCCAUUACUAAAAUCACUCCAAACGUUGCCUUAUUAAUGGUCCGAGAGA